Molecule: messenger RNA, 756 nt
Organism: Fibroporia radiculosa
Lineage: Eukaryota; Fungi; Basidiomycota; Agaricomycetes; Polyporales; Fibroporiaceae
Exons: 3
Coding region: 1-756 (251 amino acids)
Biological process (GO): DNA alkylation repair; regulation of DNA-templated transcription
Cellular component (GO): nucleus
Source: RefSeq, a predicted model, not a curated record
AUGAUAUCACAGGGACACCACGCUGCGCUGCGCGACACCAUGUCAAGGUUCACUGGUGCUCUCCUCGCAGCAGACCCUCCCAUCCCGGGGCUAGACCAGUCCAUUGUUAUCCCUGCACGCAGACUGCACUUCACGUUGGGUGUCAUGUCCCUUGAUAUCGAUGGCGCAACUACGUCGAAUGUUCAAGGGACUUCUUUACGGACCCUUGGGGCUGCGCUGUCGCUACUACAGGAGAUCCGCCCCAGGGUGAUGGAGAUGCUGGGAAAAGAACGUCUGCGCGUGGGUCUGAACUGCAUGGAUAUCAUGAAGCCAGAACGGCAUGACCUCGACCGCGCGCACGUAAUGUGGGUCGGACCCGGCCAGCACGGGGACGAGGCAGCACGAUUGAAGCGUGUAGCAGAGUUUGUCAAUAAGGCAUUCAAGGAAAGAGGCUUGGUGGUGGAAGAGAAUCGCCCGUUAAAGCUCCACUGCACGGUUCUCAACACCGUCUAUCGCAAGCCCAGGGGAAAGGGUCGGCUCCCGUUCUCCUAUUCGUCUGUGCUAGCUUCGCCUGCACUACGAACGGUUAUAAGCCCAAGGAGCAUCUCGGACCCGCUCGGCGCGGCACCGGGAAUGUCGUCCUUGGCGGGACUAAAAGCGGGACCUGCGAGGGUAGACUUGGGUGACUGGGACAUAGACGAGAUUCAGAUCUGCGAAAUGGGGAGCUGGGGUCCCGAGGGAGAAUAUGUUUGUGUGGGGCGGUGCCCUCUUCGUUGA